GCCAAUAUCCACGGCUGGCCUCAGUUAAGUUGCGAGCAGCAGUCGACGGUCAGCAAUCGCGACAUUUGAUCUUCUUCGUUCCCGCUUCUCUCUUUGUUGUUUUAUUGUUCUAUUUGCCUGAAUCUCUCUCACAAUAUGUCGGAUCCGUCUUCAAUCAAUGGUGGCGCAAUCGUGGCCAUGGUCGGAAAGGAUUGCGUUGCUAUCGCCUGUGACAUGCGUCUCGGCAUGCAAGCCCUCACAGUUUCCAACGAUUUCCCAAAGAUCUAUCAGUACAACAACACCUUCAUCGGCCUAGCAGGUCUUGCUACCGAUGUUCUCACUCUGUCCGAGGUGUUUAGAUAUAAAGUGAACAUGUACAACCUACGAGAAGAACGUGAUAUCGAGCCAGAAACAUUCGCAAAUCUUGUCUCAUCUACUCUUUACGAGAAGAGAUUCGGACCAUACUUCGUCGGACCUAUCGUCGCAGGAAUCAACUCAAAGACCGGAAAACCGUACAUCUGCGGUUUCGAUUUGAUCGGAUGCAUCAACUUUGCAAAGGACUUUGUCGUCGGCGGAACAACAAGUCACCAGCUUUUCGGAAUGUGCGAGAGUUUAUGGGAGCCCGAUUUGGAGCCCGAGGACCUGUUUGAAACAAUCUCGCAGGCGCUUAUGAACGCCCAGGAUCGCGAUGCCAUGAGUGGUGCCGGCGGUCUCGUUUACAUCAUAACGAAGGAUAAGAUUGUCAAGCGUCUGCUAAAGACCCGGCAAGAUUAGAGACCGAGUGGGAAGAUUAAGGCGUGGAAUUGCUUCUAUUCUAGUUUCAAAGUAUUCGAUGUACUGCUAGAAAGCAGCUAUCUCACAACGUUAAUAAAGCAUUGAAUGAUAAAAUG
Myxozyma melibiosi is the source of this 869-nucleotide messenger RNA. Its product is annotated as nucleophile aminohydrolase. Bases 136 to 753 code for a protein of 205 amino acids. Gene Ontology annotation, biological process: proteasome-mediated ubiquitin-dependent protein catabolic process. The record is from RefSeq and is a predicted model, not a curated record. Gene Ontology annotation, cellular component: proteasome core complex, beta-subunit complex; proteasome core complex. NCBI's taxonomy places the organism in Eukaryota, Fungi, Ascomycota, Lipomycetes, Lipomycetales, Lipomycetaceae. The transcript has 6 exons.